AAUUUCUCACUCACGCUCUGACGUGUUGGACAGUGUGUUUGUGCUGCUAGUUGGAAUGCGAUGUAAGUGGAGAAGAAUGUUGGUGACGUAAUAAAGAACAGCGUGCAUGGUCGUGUGUGCCUGGUAUGAGUUUCAAAUACGGCAAUUUGUUGCUAUUCAGAGUAUUAACAAUUAAAUCGAAUUUUGAUAUGAAGCGAUACAUUUACUCCUCAUUGAAAAUGAAUUUCAUUAUAACAAUGCUAUUAUAAUAACAUGAUUAUUCCAACCUGCAAUUAAUUUUCACAAAACACGCUAAGUUACGUCCCAAGCGAAACUCUUGCCGUCGCUUCAGUGAAACAUGUUUUUGAAAAUAUGUCCUAAUUCUCUAAACCCUCAUUGUGCGCCCCGUUGUUGUCCCACUCAAAAGUAGUGACGACACGCGGAAAUCAUACGCUCCCACCCCGUGCCAGAAGUUCGCACGAUGACGAACAACUUUGCAAAAACGUCGCUCGCUCGCGCGCCUUCGCCUAGGCAACCGAAUCGAACCUUGAGGUACCAUAACAAAACACCGUACCAUAGUAACAGGUCUCCUCCCAUUCCCUGCCCAUUCCUAUGCGCCAUGUGCUCCAACCGUGGGCGCACUGAUUUCCGAAGGGCUCGUUGCCAGUGUACAGCCCGACAGACCGGGACGGUCCUACAUACCUUGGUUGCACGUGCACGGCCGUUCCCUUUACUACGGUUUCAACAACCCGGAGGCCGCGGCUGUGUGUUUGGUUGCAGUCGCGUCGAUGGACGAUGGAGAUGCGCUGAAGUCGCUUGUAUGUCCAGCUACGUUCCAUCCACUCGUGUUCAGUUCCGAUCUAUCCGUCCGUGGGGCGUGUGUGUGUACGCGCGCGCGUUGUUCUAGACCGUUGCAUGUUAGAUACCGACAACUAAUUGCGAGAGUUUUCUAAAGGGUCCAAGGUCUCUGCGGUACGGUUUGCUAGUGACACAUCCGAACCGGGUCCAGUCGUGCAUGAUUCACCCCUGGAAAUCUUGAAAGGCAAACUCGCAAAUUUGAUGUUUGCAAGAAAACCGUUGCAGCGCAAACCAUCGGCGACAUCAUUGUCCCAACGCAAUAUCUCUACAUUUUAGCAAACGAGUUUAGCAAAGGAAACUCUCGUGGCCAGGCCGGGUUGGGUUUGGUAGAUUUCCCGGAACCCCUUCCCGCAGGCAAGGCCACCCCCGGCGCCAACUACAACAAAGCUCGAGUAUUUGUUCGGCUUCACGGUGCUGAUUCACCGACCAUAGUGUACUGGAACUGACGUGGCAUCACGUUGGAUGUCGUUACCGAGAGUUCUGUUCUGCUUGUUGUGCCACAGUCUACCGCAGGUCUACACGAUCCUUUGGUACGUCCGCUCUGGACCAUCCUCAGCUGGUUGGAACCGUUGAAAGGAUAACACAACCACCACCACCGCCACCACACCAUCAUCACCGUCAAGCUGGGUAACUGUAUCGAGAGUGUUGCCGUGAUCCAAUCCAAAUUUGUCAAGCGCGGCCCAAUGACGCCAGUGCUGUAUUAUCUGCCGCCAUCGCCACCGUGCCGAUCGGUGCUGCUGCUGGCCAAGAUGAUCGGCGUCGAGCUGGAGCUGAAAGCGCUGAACGUGAUGGAGGGCGAGCAACUGAAACCGGACUUUGUCGAGCUCAACCCACAGCACUGCAUACCGACACUGGACGAUCACGGGCUGGUGCUGUGGGAGAGCCGAGUGAUUCUUGCGUAUCUGGUAUCAGCUUACGGGAAGGAUGAAAACCUCUAUCCGAAAGAUUUUCGCUCCCGCGCCAUCGUCGAUCAGCGGCUGCAUUUCGAUCUUGGUACGCUUUACCAGCGUGUCGUCGAUUACUAUUUUCCAACCAUCCAGCUCGGCGCUCACCUAGACCAAACGAAGAAGGCAAAGCUGGCCGAAGCGCUCGGUUGGUUCGAGGCAAUGCUGAAACAGUACCAAUGGUCGGCGGCCAACCACUUCACGAUAGCGGACAUUGCGCUGUGCGUCACGGUCUCACAAAUCGAAGCAUUCCAGUUCGACCUCCACCCGUACCCGCGGGUACGUGCCUGGUUGCAAAAGUGCAAAGAUGAGCUACAAGGACACGGCUACAAAGAGAUCAACGAAACUGGAGCAGAAACGUUAGCGGGAUUGUUCCGGUCAAAGUUGAAGCAGUAGUAGGGUUGGGUCUAUGUGAAGUCGGUAAUGGUUAGAAAUAGCACUGUUAGCUACAUUUUUCUAAAGCAUAAGGAUGUACUUGCUCCCAUUUGUCGUUGUACGCUAGUGUAUAGGCAGUUUGUUAUUCGAAGCCUUUUUUUUAAAUCUCUUAAAUAAACCAUAUCGGACAAA
Anopheles gambiae (African malaria mosquito) is the source of this 2348-nucleotide messenger RNA. It is a transcript of the gene GstD11, whose product is annotated as glutathione S-transferase D7. The record is from RefSeq and is a predicted model, not a curated record. NCBI's taxonomy places the organism in Eukaryota, Metazoa, Arthropoda, Insecta, Diptera, Culicidae. The transcript has 4 exons. Gene Ontology annotation, molecular function: glutathione transferase activity. Gene Ontology annotation, biological process: glutathione metabolic process. The coding region runs from base 1521 to 2177 and encodes 218 amino acids.